CAUAUACCAGACUGCAGCGCAACGGACAAGGAGUGUUUCGUCUAUGCUCUGAACGGUUGGAUUUUUGUCUUGAGAUCGCCCAAACUCAAAAACUGAAGAAAAAAAAUGGCAACAGGUUACACACGGUUUGAGAAUGAUGCCACGCCCCAUCCCAGUGCUGGGCCCCCAGCGGGGCAAGUUUAUGGCCCGCCCCCACCUUACUUCGGCGGACCUCUAGGUAGCACACCGGCCAUUUGCUCUCAGCCUCAGACUAUUUACGCGAAUGUGGCGCCCAUGCAAACCGUAGUAGAUGUUCGCGUCCCGGUCGUCGUCAGGAAUUACAUUGGGUGUGCCGUCAUGGCUCUGCACUGCUGCCCCCUGUUUGGAAUUGCAGCCUUGAUCUUUUCUUGCAUGGUGCGCCCACGUUUGCAAGCUGGAGACAUCGAAGGCGCAAGGUGUGCCUCGAAAAGUGCGCUGGUUCUCAGUCUCCUCAGUGUUUUGUUUCUCAUAGUAACGACCAUUAUCGUGGUGAUCAUUUCGAUGGUCGUGAUCAAUUCUGCCGCUGGGCUAAAUGAUGAUUCGGUUUAUGAGAUACCGUCAUCAGAGAGGAUUAUUUAGCUUUUUUUUUGCUCGUUUCGAACGACUCCACUCGAAGUUCACAGAAAAAUAAAGAAAAAAAAACUGUAGACAUUUUCAACUCGGUGAAGUAACCUUUGUUUUUCUUGAAAAAAAAAAAAAUAAGCCAUGAACAUUCUUGGUAUCACGGAAUGCGAUGUCUUCUAUAGAACUCCAUAUUGAGGACCAAUGGUUGGAAAUCAAUUACAUAUUGCUUCUCAAACGACAGCAAGCCAGUUUUUUUUUAAUACUUAUUCGCUAUGUUACUUUUGGGAUACAUGUUAAGUGUUAUUGUGCUGAUCAUUCUCACCGAAUAAAACGUCCUCUGGGUUUUUUUUUACUGCCUAGGCCCUAUUAGCCGAAAAAGCAAUAAGGAUACAGAACGGAUUUAUUUUACAUCAGGUAAAUAUUUGUAUAAACAUGUGACAGGUCUUUAAGAAGUGUAUUAAAUAGGUAAUUGUUUUAUAUAUAUAUAUACAUUUUUACAA
This is a messenger RNA of Patiria miniata (bat star), 1082 nucleotides long. RefSeq lists its product as uncharacterized. Lineage: Eukaryota; Metazoa; Echinodermata; Asteroidea; Valvatida; Asterinidae. The coding region runs from base 106 to 597 and encodes 163 amino acids. The transcript is spliced from 4 exons. Gene Ontology annotation, cellular component: membrane. The record is from RefSeq and is a predicted model, not a curated record.